GAACACAAAUUGUUCCUUCCAGUAACAGCUAUCAGCUGAGAUAAAUAAAGUAGGCUGUGAAACUACAUCCAGAGGAAGGGAUGACAUUAGUUUUAUUUCUGUUUGCUGCUGGCUGACUUCUGUGAGUCUUGAACAAAGUUACUCAACUGCUGCAUAGUGAAGAAUCAUCAUUACCCUGUGCUAGAGUGUGGUAUGAGAGAGUGCAGAAGGAGGGAGAGUGAUUGUAGAAGUUGAUGACAAGGUGACAACAGUCAGAAAUAUAAAGGUUGACAGUAGGCUUGAUGGCACCUUGGACUCAAGAGAAAAGACUGCUGCCUUCAGCUUUGACUACUGCUUCUGGUCAGUUGAUCCUGAAGAUCCAAAGUAUGCAUCUCAGGAAAUGGUGUUCCAGGAUCUUGGCACUUCUGUCUUGUCGGGUGCAUUUAGAGGAUACAACAUCUGCCUUUUUGCAUAUGGACAAACAGGUUCAGGAAAAACUUACACAAUGAUGGGAACACCUGCAUCCAUUGGGCUGACACCUCGUAUAUGUGAGGGCCUCUUUUCAAGGAAAGAUGAUUACUCAGACCAGACAGCAUCUUGCAGAGUAAAAGUCAGUUUUCUAGAAAUAUAUAAUGAGCGUGUCCGAGAUUUGUUAAAACAGUCAGACCACAAGAAACCUUACACUCUCAGAGUCAGAGAACACCCUGAAACAGGACCAUACGUACAAGGAUUAUCUCAGCAUCUAGUUACAGACUACAAGCAAGUUGUAGAACUUCUAGAAGAGGGAAUAGCUAAAAGAAUCACAGCAGCAACGCAUAUUCACAAUGCCAGCAGCAGAUCCCAUGCAAUCUUCACUAUCCACUACACUCAGGCUAUAUUGGAGAACAAUCUACCCUCUGAAAUUGCAAGCAAGAUCAACUUAGUGGACCUUGCAGGCAGUGAAAGAGCUGAUCCCAGCUACUGUAAAGAUCGAAUUACAGAAGGUGCCAAUAUUAACAAGUCAUUGGUUACACUUGGAAUUGUCAUCUCCACUUUAGCACAAAAUUCACAGAUAUUCAGCAGCUGCCAGAGCAUAAACACCCUAACUAGUGAAGGGGAGAGCAGUCAUGUGGACAGCCCCUCCACAGGCAGCGUCAGUGGGAGCAGACGACCAGCGUACAUUCCGUAUCGUGACUCCAUCCUCACCUGGCUUCUGAAGGACAGUCUGGGGGGCAACUCCAAGACCAUUAUGAUUGCUACCAUUUCUCCUGCAAGUUCCAGCUACAAUGAAACCAUGAGUACCUUGAGAUAUGCCUCAAGUGCCAAAAAUAUUAUUAAUAAGCCCAGAGUGAAUGAGGAUGCAAAUGUAAAACUGAUUAGAGAACUGCGAGAAGAAAUUGAUAGAUUGAAAACUAUGCUGAUGAGCUUUGAGCUGAGGAAUUCCAGUCCUUCUUGGAGUGAUGACAGGGAUGGAAAUCUGACUGAGCUGGUUCUUCAGAACGAGAUGAAGAUUGAGCAACUGACCAAAGACUGGACAAGUAAGUGGAUGGACAGGAAAGCAAUCAUGGAAGAAUACAGUGUGGACAUCAACAAAGAAAAAGCUGGAGUAACAAUAGAUUCCAAUUUACCUCAUCUAAUGGCGAUGGAUGAUGAUAUCCUCAGUACAGGAGUGGUGCUGUAUCAUCUCAGGGAAGGAACAACCAAAAUUGGAAGGAGUGAUUCAGACCAAGAUCAAGACAUUGUUUUACAGGGGCGGUGGAUUGAAAAAGACCAUUGUAUGAUAGACAACAACUGUGGGAUCGUGACUCUACGACCAGUUAAGGGUGCAUACUGCUCUGUGAAUGGAUGCGAAGUCACAGGAUCAUGCCGUCUGUCACAAGGGGCCCUUGUUGUCCUGGGCAAGUCUCAUAAGUUUAGAUUCAAUCACCCUGCGGAAGCUGCUAUCUUAAGGCAAAGAAGAUCAAUUAAUGAUGUCCCACCUGUUUUGAGCUGUGGAGCUUUGGACUGGCUCAACUUGGAUGGAAGUCACACUCAUUCACCUCAUUAUAUCCUCUCUUCUCUUGAAAAUAAAAAAUGUACAAACUGUAAAGAAAACAAAUAUUCUCCCAAAAUAAGCAGAGACAUAGACGCUGUGCAUGAAGAGUACAAGAAGAAACUGAAAGAGCAGGAAGCUUUCCACAGAAAACAAAUCCAACAGCAGCAGAUCUAUGUUGAGGAUUUAAAGCAGCAGAUCCUCAGAGGACAGGUCAAAGCAGAGAGAGAACUGGAAAAUGACCAAGCCCUCAUCAACCAGCAGAUCCUAGAAAACCAACAGUGGCUUAUUAAUGAGAGUAACCGACUGGCUGCCCUUCAGCAACAGCAGAGGGAAUUUGCAGUGCAAACAGAAUCUACGCUGUAUGCAGAGGCUGAGGUACAGAGUAGCCUUGGUCUGGAGAUCUCCCCUUCCCUGCUACAGCAGAACAAGAAGAGACUGGUGCAGCUGGAGCUCUUGAGAAGAUACUCCUUAAAAAAGGCAGAAAGAAACAUAAGACGGAAAAAGGUCAAAUUCCAGCUGGAAAGGAUAGUCAAGAAGCAGAAGUUAUUGGAAGCUAAGCAAAACCUAGAGCAGCUGGAAGCUAACUGCUGGUUCAGUGAAGUUCAUGUGAAACAAUCCCCAGUCCCAAAUGAAAAUAUUGCAGUACAGGCCUCUGUGGAUCACCAGUUACUGAAGAGGAGGAGGUCACUGGGUUCAAGUAACUUACUACACAGUCAGCAUUCGUUUUGUAAGCCCCAUCUGCCCCAGGUACCCAGCUGUUUGUUGAAUGGGGAGACAAUCUCAAAGUUAUCUACCUCGCCAAAUAUUGAUCAAUGCUCUGAAGGUAAUUCACCAGGGAAGUUUUCAUCUGUGGAAUACUGUUACAGAAAACUUAAAGACUUUUCCAGGAGAGAUGACCUUAAUGAUGAGAAAGGUAUCUCCUUUUUAGUACAGGUGCAGCUAACUGAAGAACAAAAAGCAUCUUCAUCUGGAAAUAAAAAAGGAGCAGAAAGGGACUCUAAUGAUUCAGCUGUCAUGGCUCAUAUCAACAAAAAUGAUCAAAAAAUGGAAAAGCUGGAUGACAGCCCAGGGCAGGCUGGUUGUCAAAAACAAAGCUCUAAAGGCUCCUCUCCUGAUCAUUUUAAGGAAAAAAAUGAGCCUGAAACCUUUAUUACAGGGACAAGAAUGACAAAAGCAAAGGUGCUAGGAGAUUUAAGUCAGCCUGCAAAUAGCUGUCUAGAACAAAACAGAGCUCAGGUAUCCAAUAAAAAGACUAGAAUGGAUGUCAAUGCAAAAGGCCAUAGUUCUUCCCCAGAAAAUUUUGUUAACAAAUUGAAGAAAGCAGUAGUGUAUGGAAAUCUACCAUCUGCACAUCUAAACCAAGCAGCCAAGAAUUUGAAGAGAGAGCCAACCUCAGCCUUGCAAAGUCAUGAGAACUCAUCAGUGGGACAUCAAGAGUUUCUGAUGGUGGCAACAUCAGUUGGAAAUCUCACUAAGAUGAACACACAGGCACCACUCUCUUAUAUUGAAAAAAAAUGGCAUAGUGCUGAGCUGUUAAGUGCUGGAAUGUCUAAAACAGCCACAGAUGUGCUUGAGAACUGGCAAGAAGAUGAGGAAAAUGAGAUUUCUGAUACUGACAGUUCCUACUCUGUAGAUUCACUCUCCUGUGCUUAUGCAAAAGCUUUCACAGAGAAGAUGAAGCAAGAUGAUUUCAACAGAAAUAAAUGUCUUGCCAACCCAGAAGAUUCUGAGAGUGAUGACAGUCAAAUGUCACAAGACUCUCUGGUUGAAAAGGAAAAUAAAGCCAAAAGGCAAAAUAAAAGCCAGUUUCAGAAGUUAAAGGCCCAACACCAGCCCGCUAAGCUUCACAAAAGCAGAUCUGAACACCGUGUUUCAUCUUUAGUGACAUCAUAUGCAUCGCGUAGGAGACUGGGAGAGGCUGAAAGAAGCUUUUCUCUGGACAGCUUGGGUGAUGGAGAAGAUGUGCCAACAGAAGAUCCAGUAGAGGAAUCCAAAUCUGAUUCAUCUGAUGAAGUCCCAGCAGAGAUUUUUUGGAAGUUACAAACUCCGAGACCACCAACUGUACAGACUGAGGAAGACCAUGAGUCCAAGAUCUGCAGCAGAGAUACAGAAGGGACAAAUUACAGUCUGAAGCUGAGUAGUUCCUUCUAUUUGGACACUAAACAACAGCCUGCUUCCAGUAAUGCUUGCAAGCAGUUUCUGAAGGAUGCAAAAGUCUCUUUUGCAGAGCAAGAAAGGUCACUUGAUGGAAGACUUUAUUAUGCAAGUGGAAAUCCUUUGCUUACAACUGAUGCUUGGUCAUCCUGUGACUCAAAGAUUGAAAUCAACAGCCCCAAAAUAACAGCACCUUCUUCCCAUGAACAUCUAGAAUUUCAAGAUGCUCGUUUCUAUUCUUUGAGCAAACCAGAGGGUUGGCUGAAGAAGGAUGAUCUGAAACAGUCAGCUGCUGAAGUUUCUUUUGUUUCUGGCUCUAAGCAGAUACACAGCAUUACUCAUUUAUCACACAGUAUAAAAGAAAUAAACACACGUUUCUCCUCUGACACAUCAGAAGUACCUUUACCAGAAACAACAACAGCUGCAAGCAGAGGUUUUGAGAGUGAGGAAUGUACAAAUGCAGAUGAAAAUUCUUCCUUGGAAUCUCAAGACAUAACGUCCUCAUUCGUAAGUUCAGUAGGACCAAGCUCUUCUUUUGUUCGUAUUUCAGUAAAACCUGAUUAUUAUGAACAUUCAAGGGCAAAUCAUCCUGAACAAGAACAAAUAAAUGAAUUAUCUACUUAUAGGUCUACCACUGAAUGCACACAAGCGUUCAGCUGUUUGGAAAGCUUCUCCACUGCAGACUGCUUGUCACCAGUACCCAGAAAAGAAGAGGAUUCUCUCCCUACAACUCAUCCAGAACUGCUGAAAGAUCACAAGCUGAAAAAGCCACCUUUUGUUUCUGUGUUGCCCGUGCACAUUUUGGAGCAGAGAAGUAGCUGUGUAGAAUCAGAUUUAGAAGAUAAUUUCCUCAGAACUAUUGAAAAAGAUGACCUAGAUGAUGACUGCAAUAACUUGAUGAUAGAAUCUAAGAUAGCAGAUUCAAACACUGGCAGUACAUCUGUCGGUGCAUCUGCUGCUGGGUCUUCUACAGGACUUGCCUAUAAUGUAGUCUCAGCACAGGCUUCUGCAGUAAAACAAGUACAUUUUGGAAACUGUGUGCAGCUUUUUCCAAGAAGGGAAAUACCAAUGUAUUGUGAUGAGAGUUUCUUUCUCAGUGACUUAACAAAUAAGAAGCGCUCCCCAGGAAGCACUCAUGAGCAUCAGGUAUUGGCUGGACAAGGAGCAGAAUCAGCUGUUGCACUAGGUCUCCUCAGACCUAGGGAGAGUAACUUGGAAGCCAUGCAAGAUACAGAUUAUGAACAAAUACCUGCAGAAGCAGCAACUGUAGACACAGAUCUUUCCUCACAGGAGAUAACAUAUAAAUUUAACCCUUUAGUUCUUGCUUACAGUGCAACGCCAAUAGAGAUAUGUGAAAAAGAGAAAAUCUGUAUGGAAACAAGCACGGAUAGCCUGUCAGAGAUUGUGUCAGAGGUGCCUUCGUUCAGAGAGAAAGAAGAAUAUGAACCAAAGGGUGAAGACUUGUCUUCUUUAAAUCAUUAUGAAUUUAAAAGCAAACCUGUUUUAAAAAAUUACUCCUAUAAGCAUUCACUAGCAGACAGUCCUGUAAGUUGCCUGUCCCAGCACAUUUCAGAAAAUUCUACGUUGUGCAUUGACAAUAUAAGAGAAGAAAGCACUGAAAGCAAAGAACACAGUAUGUUGAAUUCUCAGGUUGUAGAUCAGAAGGAGUUUUCAUCCAAAUAUAAGAACCUACAGGUAAAUGAAGUGAGUUAUCUCACAGUGAAUGUAAAUGGGAAGGACACCGAGUCCUUCCCUGCUGCUAUUUGUGAGAACGCAGGUGAAUUGCUCCCAGAAUCCAAUUCAAGCAUAUUUUACAAAGCUUCACCAAAAGCUAAUCUUUUUCAAAGUGCAUCUGAGACUGAAAAGUAUGAUGCACUAUUAGAGCAUGUUACAAUCAUGAAAGGAGAUUGUACUGCUACAUCUAAUCAUACUAUGGAAGUCAGUGUCAGAAAAAGUUCUGACAUACAUUCCAACUGUCUUUGUACGACAUGCUCUUCAAUAUUAACAGGGGAGAAGAACAAUAUGUGUAAGAUGACUGACAGUUCUGUGGAAUCUGAUGCAAAUAUUCUCUUGGAAACAAAAACAAAGAAUAAAUCCUUACUUGAAUCAGGAGAAGAGAAAGAAGCCUUUUUCGAAAGUGAUUUCCCAGAGGACAUUUUGCUUGUUGAAGAUCGUUUCAACUCAGAAUUGGGAAGAGAACUUGAAUACAACACAAAUACACUAGAUACUGUUUCUCAAGAGAUUCUGUGUAUAGAUAAAGAAUCCAAGUUUUUAAGAAACCCAGAAGCUGAUCCAGAAGAAACUAUGGUUCCUUAUCAGAAUACAAAAGCAAGCACUGAGGAAGAAAAGACAAAAUUAAACAGUAGUGCAAACAACCUAGAAAAAAAUGCACUGGAAAUGAUAUCAAGAGAGAUAGAAAGUGUACCUGACUACCCAGUAGCCAAAGUCCAAAAUGUGACUGCAGAUGGGAGCGGUGAGAAUUUUAAAGGCAUCAAUCUAUCUCAAAAUCCAAAGAAACCCAUUGAUAUCGUAACUUCUGAAGUUCACCUGACACUUGAAGAGGCAGAGAAAGAUGAAUUACAGGUAGUUAGCACCAGUGUAGAACACACUCAGGAGUCAAAAGCACUCAUGCGUUCUGAUAGCUUUUUCCAAAAAGAGGAAAGUGAGAAAAUAAUCAGUAUUUAUUCACCAGGGCUUUCUGUUUCUCCUCAAAGCUUGCCUUCAGCUAUGUGUUCCCACAGAACUGAUUUUACUCAGAAUGCUCAAGGAUUACCUGAUAGGCAAGGAAGUACUUUAGAAAAAACUGAAAAUGAAGAAAAAACAGAUUCUGACAAUUUAACUGAAACUUAUAUGCCGCAUUGCUUGCCCCAUGAAAACUUUGACCAGGAGAACAAGGUUAAUGUGUGUGAAGUGACUGAGAGUGAAGAACAAGUCAUCACAGCAAACACAGAGGGAGUGGUUAUUACGAGUCAAGAAGACAUGCACACAGAUGAAAAUGUUCUAUUUACUGAAGAGUCUCCAGCUCUGCAUCAGAUGUACUGUAACAGAGACGAUAAAGAGGAAAUUUUAAAUCAGUUUGAGAUCCCUGAAAGAUACCUUACACCUUCAGGACUAGGAGAGAACAUACUGUCAGUAGAUGAUUCACAAUACCACAAUCCUCUUGAAAUGAAUGAAGAUAGUGGCUCAGAGGACUCUGUUACAGAUACAAGAAAUACGGCUAUGAAAGAUAUUGAUGUAUACGAAUAUUCAGUUGAUGAUAAUAUUAGUAAUGAUCAAUAUAAACUUGAAGACGAAUCUAAAAUUCUCCGCAUUAAAGAGAACAGCCAUGCGUAUAGGAGUUGUUCAACACGAUUUCCUGAGCAUGGCAUUUCAGAAAACUUGAACGUAAGUGUUGUUAGAAGACCUGAUGUUUGUGGUCUGGAUGCUAUAGCCUUCAGAGUUGUUGACGAGAAAGUGCAUUUGAAAGAAGUGGACAAAACAGACAAGCAGAUGUUUUUGGAAAACAGAGAGGAAAUAGAACUGAUCGUUCUACAAAACCUGAAUGAAUUAUUCCCUGAAAGCAAAGACAGCUGUCAUGAUGACAACAGAUUAAAUGAAAUCUUAAGAGAAAGCCAGUGGGUGUCUACCAGCUUUUCUACGAAUAAUGGAGAUAACAGCAAACAACAAAAUUCACCAGCAACACUGAAGUCUACCGAAAACAUCCAAGAAAGUUCAGUUAAAGACUCCCUGUGCCCAUCUGUAAAUCACCUUUUACGUCUUGAAGUAAGUGAUGAUGCCCAUCUUGUUCAAGAUGUUCCCACUGCAUUGAAACAUCAUACAAUACCAUCUAAUGGCAAUGCUGGAACUGAAGCUGCUCUUCUGUACUAUGAAACAUUAAUGGAGAAUGAGGCCUCUGUUGGUACUCCUGAUAAAACAGACAACAAAGAGGGAGCCAACAAAGCUCAUUCUGAUAAACUUCAAAGUAAAAAUGAAGCUUUCCUGCAAAACAGGACCACACAGAACAGACAGGAGGAAGAACUCUUUGUACUUAGAAAUGAUUAUUCUGCAUCUGGGCAACCUGUCAAUGAGAACAGCUUUUCUAUGCCCUAUGGAGUGGGCAGUCAUGAAUCUGAAACAGUUGUGCUUAAGCAAGGGGCAGAAGGAAAUUCAUUUUCCUCAGAAGAAUUAGACUCCUCUGAUGAUAUAAUUCAGGAUGUUAACUCACAGGAAGAACACCGUGUGGAUUUAAUGAUUAACGAAAUAUCAAAAGGCUCCUUUAAUUCCACAGAAAGAAAAGAUCAAGAGGAAAAGGGUACCAUAAUGCCUGAUGAGCUGCUCUUGAAUAAUUCAAGCCUGCUUUCCUCUUCAGAGAAAGAAGCAAGGGAAGAUACGGGGGAGAAAACAAAGCAUUCUUUCUUGGAAAUCUCUUCUCAAAAUAUAUUCCACAACUUUAAUACAGCUCAGACAGAACUUCACUCAGAAAGUUCAUCACAAUGUGGUAACAAAGAGAAGUGCUUAAACACAGAUUAUGCUGUAACAAGCAGUAAUAAUGAUAAUGCAGGGUCUCCUGAUAUCAAGAUAUGCCAGCAUGAGCCAAGACAUAAUCAGGGACGUGAGACUUCCAAAGAUUGCUGUGUAGACUAUCCAGAGAUCACUGUUUCUGAGAACACUUCAACCCUUUCAGAAAGGCUUCUAAAUUACAAGAGGAACUCUUGUACUUCUGAACAUUCUGCUGCUCUCCUGAAUAGCCCAAGAUCAUUUGCAAAUUGCUUGAGUGACACCAGUGGAGACAAAUGUAAAAAUGAUGCUGUUCACUCUGAAGAAACAAAAUACUUUGAAAGUGAAUCAACUGUUUUCGGUGCAUCUGCAACUUUUCCUGAUGUUUUGCAAAAAGGAGAUGAAAGGGAUGAUAGUUCUGUAGUAACGGGGGCUACAGAUGCUCAAAGUAGUAAACUUGCUGAAGAAACUGUGGGAACUGUUCAAGAGGGGAAAAUAAUUCAAGAUUCUUUCCAGAAUUGCAAUGAUACUAAAGAAAGUAAAAUGCCUGAAUACUUAGAACACUACAGUAACACUUCUAGUGUGACUAUACCAGAAUCAGGAGAGCCCACUUUUCAAAGCCUGGGAAAGAUUGGCAGUAAAGAAUCAAAGUGCACUCCAUCCUACUUUGCAGAAAAUACACCAAGUGAUAUGCUGCUUCAAAAAUCCAAAAACGUAAGCGUUUUCAGUACUUGUUUACCUGAUGACUCAAAAUCUCUAACAGUUAGUCAGCUUGAAGACUCACUUCGAGACACCUUUUUGACUGAGCAGGUAUCCUCUUGUUCUGCUGAUGUGCACUCAGUAAAAGAAGACUUUCCCCAAGCAUUUGCAGAAGUUAAUCACCCAUCCGUGAGAGCAUUUUCAGAAUCUUCUCUAAUUUCAGAUUUAGACUAUGCUGAAACUGGCACGUGUGAUAGAUCACACACAAGUAUAUUAAAACAUUCUCCACUUGCUGUUUUACAAAUGCAAGACACUCAAUCUGAUAAGUCUGUGGUGUUUGAUGAGCCUAUACAUGCUUCAGGAAUUAUUUUACUUUCUCUUGCAAAAGCAAACAGGCAUUACCCAGUAUCAGACACAAACUCUGCUUUGUGUGAGAAUUCUGCUGUAGAUAUGGAACCUGUUUAUGGAAGUAAUUGUCAGCAAUUUCACAAUGAUAUCGAAGAUGAUCAGCAUCACUGGAGCAAAGUUCCGGCACAGAAAGCUUGCACAGAACGUGCAGAGAAAGUGCCAGAUGAUAGUGAAUCUCUGGUACUGUCAUCAGUACCUCUUUGGGAUACUGGAAGGUCAGUUCUGGUUAAAGAAGGGCAGAUGAGAAAAGUACUUAACAGAAAUGAGGAAGAAUUGUAUUCAAGUACUGAGGCUGAACAUUUUGCAGUAAAGAAAAAACAAGGAAAAACAGUAGAUAAAGAACCUCUUGAAAAGCAAACUAAGGUAUCUUCAAAUUCUACAAAUGAAUUAACAGAGGUUACAGUGCUGGAACGCCUCUAUCCAGGAGAUGUUAAUGUGGAUCCUGAACACACCUAUGAUUCAUUUGGUCCAACAUAUCCCACAAACAGCAGAAGUGCUGAUCCCAGACAACCAUAUCACUGUGUCUUGGGUUUUGAAAAAAGUCCUGUGGAUCUGCAAGACGACUGUCAAUAUGUGCCUAUGAGUGGUGACACAACAGGUGGAACAAAUACAGAUGAUAGAAAAGAGAUUUUACUUUGCAAAAAUAACACAGGUUCAAAUGUUCAUACUGAUGGAUUUUCAACAGGAGAUGAUAUAAUGAAAUCAGAAAGACUGAAAUUUUCUUUAAUGAAUAAUGAAAGUACCCCCUUAAAAUUUUUACUGAAAAACCAUGGUUUGCCUUCACAAGAAUCUAAACUGGUGCAAUUCAGGAGCAGAAGGCCAUGUUCUACGACACAUAAUACAAAGAGCUGUAAAACUGAACAGAGACCUUAUUUACAAAGUCAUAGACUGUCAGCCCCAGCCAUUGCUGUGUUCUCUGAUUUAGAUGAUACUUUCAAAGCUUCAUCUAAGGCAGAUUCCUUGUUAUAUUCUGCAUCUAGAUCACUACAAGAUUUAAAUAUGAGUGUGGAGCCUCCAUCACCAACUGAAGAUGAUCUUCAUGUAAUUGAAACGCCUUCAAAGCAGGAAUCAAGGAACAUUCUGCAGGUUAAAUGUAAACCUAGAUUUCAGCAAAGAAUGACACAAACUAAGAAGAUUGCAAACUGUGAUCCAAAGAAUUUACAAAAUUAUGCAGCAAGAACCCAAGGUAGCCAGUCCUCAAAAGACAGUACUGCUCAUUCUCCAUCAUCUUUACUGCCCACAGCUCACAGUUCUGUGGGCGCGAAAGAAAAUAUCCAUUCAAAGAGCAGUUCUGUAGCUCAGUGUAGUGAAGGGAGAGUUGAAGAAGCUGGGUACCGGCCAGGAACAGAUUUAUUUUUGCAAGACAAUAAAGAUGCAAUGCAUUUUAGUUCAAGUGAUAUCAACCCAUACAUUCAUCCAUGGCAACAAGAUGAAUCGUGCAAGAUUGGCUGGAAGCAGUAUGUGUUUGGAAGUGCAAGUGAUGUCUCUUGCCAUCAAAUGCCUUUAAACCUGGAUAAUCGUAAAGUUACAAGAUGUUCUAGUGUGGACAAUGGAUUGAAUUCUCAAAAUUCUCCUUUUCAUUCUCAUCUCAGUUCGUAUGCUACAGCAAAAGUUUUAUCAAGCACUUUAAGCAGCAUUGAAGGUCUUCAAGGAUGGGACAAUGCCAAACCAGGCUUUGAAUCCACAUACUCAAGUGACAGUAACAAGCAGUAUAGCAAUGUGUCCAUUGAAACACUGGAAACGAAUCCAGAAAAUGACGCUGCUGAACUUAAGAAUCCUUCUGCACAACCUGGUAACUCUUCAGUGCAGGUUGAUGAAAUUGUAUUGUUAUAUCCUUCUGAGUCAGAAAGGUCUUCCAAAAAAUCACCAGGGAUUACCUGCGAGCAGGGAACACAAACAGUGGCUACAGCAAGGUAUAAAAGGCAGAGAAGACACCAGAGAAGCUACACGGAUGUUUCUGCAAGAAGGCAGGAAACAAACAGGGAUUUAUUUCAGCAACAUUCUUCUUGGACAAGUAUGCAGAACCUGUCCAUGCAUCUGUCACAGCUUAUUCAGAACACUUCGGAGCUGUUAGGAAACCUCUCCCAACAAAAUAUUAUAGAUAACGAACAGAAUAUCAAAAUCUACCAAAGAAGAAUUGAAGAGGGUGCAAAAGCUACUAGUACUAGAUCAGAUAGCUGCACUCAGACUACAGCAGACGUAGGCACUCAGACUGAGACUUUGGAAGAAUCUCAAAGCAAACAUGAAGAAAAACGAGUGCAGACAAAAUUAGAAAAUGAACUGAGGGCAGCUAAAACAGUAAACUGCAGUUUCAAUGGAAUCGGUGCAGAUACAGUAGAUAAGGUUCCCAAAAGGAAGGAGAAAACAUUCUCUCUGGAAGAAAGAGCACUAGAAGGAACAGAGAUGAGAAAUCUGGGCAGUGCUGACUUCCAUGACAGCCUUGACAGCAUUUUGGAAGAUUCCUUUAUGCGCCUGCCUCUCUUACACAGAACCUCCAUCCCUACCUUAGAUUUUCAAAAACCAUCAUUAAAUGCACAGCAGAAUAUUGCUUCUGCUGAUGCCAGAGUUUCAUCCAUCACAUCCUCUUCAGUGAGUUCAGGGCAAGAUGAUUCUUCAUGCACUGUAGUUAGCAGCCCUACUAGUAGCACCUUUCAAUCUCCAUCGUCUUAUGCUCAGGAUAAAAGAAGUGUCAAUGAGCUAGAGGUUCCAGCAGAAAGAAAACUUCGUUACAAAAAUACUCUGUUGGUGGAUAGGGCCUCUUCCCCUAUUCUUACUCUUAGUGCUAGUCCCAAAAGCCAGAAUGCUUUUAGUAAGCCUGACUGCCUUAUUAAGGAACCCUUGGGAUCUUCCAGUGAUGCUUCAAGCCCCCUUCACAGUCAGAGAAAGCAAAGGUCAGGUCCACACUCUGGCAUGGAACCUCACGUGGACAGUUUUUCACAGACUGAAACAGACAGCGAAUGCAGCAUUUCUAGAGACAGCAAGGGUAUAAGAAGUACGUCCGGAAGUUUCUUAGAUAAAAAAGCAGCCAAAAAGCUUUUAGUAAAGGAUGGCUCAAAAUCCGUGGAACAAAAGCACAGACUCACUGUUGGCACACACACUACAAUUUGUGCAAAACGACUGUACCACUCCAGCAGCACAUUAGAGGUCUCUGGCCACACAGAGUUUUUAACAGAUGAUGUUAGAGACCGCAGUCCGCUGGCGCGUUCGCUUCAUUGUACGUAUGUCACGAGGGGAGGAAGAUCUGUGCUGGGUGGAAUCAGACAUGAGAGUUAUGUGGGGAAUUCUGAUACUGCUCUGAUUCACAACCACUCACCUCCAGAUUCUGACUUACUCUUUAAUCCAAAACGUAGUGCCGCUUGUUCAAGUCAGGCAAAUGUUAACAAGUCCCCAGAACCUCUGGUAGGAGCAGCUUCUCUACAGUUUCAUGAUUUCUGGAAAAAUGAAAACAGCUGCUCUCUCCUCUCUGAUGUGAGUGAUGCACACGUUUCCUUACGAAAUGACAAUACAAAUUCUGUCGCUGAAACGGAAUGUGACACUGAAAUCCCUCUGAAGAAAGGUACUUCUUUAGCGACGCCUUUCAGGCCUCGGAGCUACAGUCUUCGCGACUUACCCAUACACAACAAGUUUAGCAACUGGUGUGGUGUUAAGGGCAGUCCUCCACCUUCAUCGCUCAGCUUGAGUGGCAGCGCAACUGACCUGCACAGCCAGGCAGAAAGUAAGCCUGGAAGCCAACAAGCAGUGGAAAUCGAAGGGAAAUCCCAACUUUGGGGCAGCAGAAGCAGAGAGAUUGAGAGACUUCAGAGAGAGCGUGCUCAGAUUAUGUCUGGCAUACACCUGGAUCUGCACCAGCAUCCCCUUACUGUGGAACUGACUGAGGCAAAGCUGAACUAUGGCAUUGGCGAAACGGAUGCGCUGCUGAGGGUUCUGCAGAGCGGAACUGCAGACGACUUGACGGCGGUUCCAGUAAAGCAGCAGCUCUAUGAAAGACACAUGAGAUCUAUUGAGACCCUGAGGAAGGAAAGAGAGAAAAGGCUGCAAAGAUACCAAAGGAGCCGAAGUCUGAGUCCUCAGAAGCAUUUGAGUUUGUUGCAGACCCUGGAUGCAAGUCACAGGGAUCUGGAUCUCCCUAGCAGGCGCCGAGAAUAUCUGCAACAGCUGAGAAGAGAUGUGGUGGAAAAUACCAGAGUUCAAGAACCAAAAAGAGGAAGCAUUCAGCACCCUUCAGAGAUUGAACUGAUGCUCAGAGACUAUCAGAGGGCUCGAGAGGAAACCAAAACUGAAAUUGCACGAGCGAGGGACAAACUCCGGGAGAGAGCUGAGCAAGAGAAAAGACGUAUAAGGGAGCAAAUAUUUGCUCAGUUACAGAAGGAGGAAGCAAGGCUGAAGACUCUUGCAAGUACGAGCACCUUAUGUACAGAAUCCAGCCUCAGCCUAUCCUCUGGCCCAACAUCAGGUUACAACAGCAGCAAUACUGCUACAUACACUGCAAGUAAACUCAGUAGCUGGGAAGGACAGGUUUCUUCUGGAAGUGCAUUGCUUUCAAGAGACACACGAGGUCGUUCAGCUGUUAGAAACAGUCAGCUUUUUAUGAUCGAGCAGCUACAGAAGGAUUCAACACUGGAAGACAGCAGAAUUGAGCCACCACUUCCUUCAGACAGCAUCAGCUGUAGGUUCACUCAUGGAUUAACUAUUUCAGUAAGCUCCUCGUCAACACAAGGAUACCAAGAUUUAUCCAAACAUAUCUUGGCUAAUGCUACCACUGAGGUAAUGGCAGCAUGCUCUUAUAACCUGAGGAACCUCUACACCUGCCAAGCAGCAGCUGGCUGGAAAUAUCAAUGUACAGAAAAAGAGGUGCUGGUUUACUACAAAGUCUUCCCUUCAGCAACAAAGCAUGGAUUUUUGGGAGCAGGAGUGAUAGAAAGACCUCUCGCGUAUGUGUGGGGACUAGUGAGAGAUCCAGGCAAAAGGCAUCUGUACGACAGAUCCAUCAACACAGCUCGAAUACACAAGAAGGUAACCAGCCACAUUCAGCUGGUGUAUUUAGUGACUGAUACGUCCCUGUGUUACCUACAGCAGCCACGGGAUUUCUGCUGUAUUACUGUAGAAGCCAAAGAGGAGAACUUGUCUGUCUUGGCUAUUCAGUCUGUGUAUGAUGCAUCCAUGCCUCACCCUUGUAAGGAUGUGGUGAGAGGGGAAAUUCUGCCCAGCGCUUGGAUCCUGGAACCUGAUGUGGUGAACGGAAGAGAUAUCACCAGAGUUAUUUACAUGGCACAGGUGGAUCUGGGUGCCCCGGCUAUCCCAGCGCGGCUCCUGAGCUCCAUCGCUAAGCGGCAGCCUUUGGUCAUUGCUCGACUAGCACACUUCCUUGCCAGUUAGUGUUGAUCGAGAAACUGGAGUAUUCAACAGCAUCUGAAAGACUGCAAGGAGACACAAGCAUCCAUAAGGGUAAAGUAAAGUGUUUGCUCUUAAGACAGGCACAAUCAAACCUCACUUGAGGAGCCUGAUUGCUAACUUCGGACUAUUCAAAGGUAUAGCUUGGAAAAAAAAGAUCAUUUUAGCUAAAGCUCCUUAGAAGAAACCCAGCAAGUUUUAUAAGGAUCCCAUUUUUCUGGAAACAGCUGUGAAAAACCUCUAUGAGCAGGAGGAAGGGGUGCUAUCUCUAUCAAUAGCAGAGGAAGAGAAUUCUUUUUACAAUAGCCAGAAUUGUACUAUUUUGUUUCGAUUUCCAAGGAACUACAAAGAUUGACCUUCUCCCUUCAGGAAAGUUUGAGCAGUGGUGAGAAAAAAAGGCAAUGGAAGCAACGAAACGCACUAAAACCUGGAAACAGUAUUCACAUGGCUUGAGACCUUUUACAAACUCUUGAGCAGAAACGCAAGGCCACUUCCUCACAUUGAGAUAAAUAUCAAACGCAGAAUUCCUCUAGCAGCAUAGAUAGAGUCAGCUUGCCAUGAUAAAUUAUUUACUUCUCCUUGCAGGGAAGCUAAAGCAGCGUGACACCCACGAGUCAUCCCACCUAAUAGAUUUUUCUCACAGUUGGCUGACUGCUUACAGCCAGUACAGUUUAAGGGAUUUCCAAUUACCACUAUACUAUGCAGCAAUAGUGGAAGCCACCACACCUCAGGACACAGUUUUACUGCACUACAGAAUUAGGUGCUUUGAAAUAGAGAAACCAAAUUGACAGUUUUAAACAAUAACUCAUUAAUAGGAAGUAGUACAGAGUAGUCAGCUUGUUUCUACAAUUUGAAUCCCGCUAAUAAGAGUAACUCCGGCACUUUUCCAUAAUGGCUUUUUCCAUCAGCCUGUCUGUGCUUUCACCCAGAAGCUUUAAGAGCUGAAAAUCCAGCCUGGUCCCCGUUCUCAUUGUCACUUCUUUGUUCACAACACGAACAGCUGCCUCCACAGCAGGGAGCACAGUGUCUCCCCGCUCACUUACCUCGCUGCUGUUGAGCUUUGUCCAACGCUCAUGUUGUCAGGCUUCAUGUGUUUGGUCACAGGUUCCUAAAAUUAAACAAACACAACCAACUCAAGUAUCUGAAUAACUUUGUGUAGGUCUUCAGCACAA
Numida meleagris (helmeted guineafowl) is the source of this 16293-nucleotide messenger RNA. It is a transcript of the gene STARD9, whose product is annotated as StAR related lipid transfer domain containing 9. The transcript is spliced from 34 exons. The record is from RefSeq and is a predicted model, not a curated record. Gene Ontology annotation, molecular function: lipid binding; ATP binding; microtubule binding. The coding region runs from base 380 to 15106 and encodes 4908 amino acids. Gene Ontology annotation, biological process: microtubule-based movement. Lineage: Eukaryota; Metazoa; Chordata; Aves; Galliformes; Numididae.